Lepus europaeus (European hare) is the source of this 2614-nucleotide messenger RNA. RefSeq names its product Janus kinase and microtubule interacting protein 3 (gene JAKMIP3). The record is from RefSeq and is a predicted model, not a curated record. Gene Ontology annotation, molecular function: kinase binding; microtubule binding. The transcript is spliced from 22 exons. Lineage: Eukaryota; Metazoa; Chordata; Mammalia; Lagomorpha; Leporidae. Bases 1 to 2535 code for a protein of 844 amino acids.
AUGUCCAAGAAGGGCGCGGGCAGCCGGGCCAAGGGGGACAAGGGGGAGGCUCUCACCGCACUGCAGGCCGCCAACGAGGAGCUGCGAGCCAAGCUCACGGACAUCCAGAUCGAGCUGCAGCAGGAGAAGAGCAAGGUGAGCAAGGUGGAGCGGGAGAAGAACCAGGAGCUGCGGCAGGUGCGUGAGCACGAGCAGCACAAGAGCGCGGUCCUGCUCACGGAGCUCAAGGCCAAGCUGCACGAGGACAAGAUGAAGGAGCUGCAGGCCGUGCGGGAGACGCUGCUGCGGCAGCACGAGGCCGAGCUGCUCAGGGUCAUCAAGAUCAAGGACAACGAGAACCAGCGGCUGCAGGCGCUGCUGCACGCGCUGCGGGACGGCGCGCCUGACAAGGUCAAGACCGUGCUGCUGUGCGAAGCCAAGGAGGAGGCCAAGAAGGGCUUCGAGGUGGAGAAGGUGAAAAUGCAGCAGGAGAUCUCGGAGCUGAAGGGGGCCAAGAAGCAGGUGGAGGAGGCACUGACACUGGUUAUCCAGGCCGACAAGAUCAAGGCCGCGGAGAUCCGGAGCGUGUACCACCUGCACCAGGAGGAGAUCAGCCGUAUCAAGAAGGAGUGCGAGCGCGAGAUCCGCAGGCUGAUGGAGGAGAUAAGAUUUAAGGACAGAGCAGUCUUCGUGCUGGAGAGAGAGUUAGGGGCGCAAGCCGGGCACGCUCAGAGGCUGCAGCUGCAGAAGGAGGCUUUAGAUGAGCGGCUCUCCCAGGUCAGAGAGGCCGAUCGGCACCUGGGCAGCCCCAGACGGGAACUUCCUUAUGCAAGCGGUGCAGGAGACGCCUCAGACCACCCGGGAAGCCCUGAACAGCAGUUAGAUGAAAAGGACGCCCGGCGCUUCCAGCUUAAAAUCGCGGAGCUGAGCGCCAUCAUCCGCAAGCUGGAGGACCGCAAUGCCUUGUUGUCGGAGGAGAGGAACGAGCUGCUAAAGCGUUUACGAGAAGCUGAGAGUCAGUACAAGCCACUCCUGGACAAAAACAAACGCCUGACCCGAAAAAAUGAAGACUUGUCUCAUGCUCUGCGGCGAAUGGAGAACAAGUUGAAGUUCAUCACCCAAGAGAACCUCGAGAUGAGACAGCGAGCCGGCAUCAUACGAAGACCCAGCUCUUUAAACGACCUUGACCAAAGCCAGGACGAGAGAGAAGUCGACUUCUUGAAAGUGCAGAUUGCCGAGCAGCAGAGCCUCAUCGACGAGCUCUCCAAGACCCUCGAGACAGCUGGCUACGUGAAGAGCGUGUUAGAACGCGAUAAGCUCUUAAGGUUGCGGAAGCAAAGGAAGAAGAUGGCGAAACUCCCCAAGCCGGUCAUCGUGGAGACCUUCUUUGGAUACGAUGAAGAAGCAUCCCUGGAAUCUGAUGGCUCCUCCAUCUCUUACCAAACUGACAGGACAGACCAGACCCCGUGCACCCCAGAUGAUGACCUGGAGGAGGGUGUGGCCAAGGAGGAGACGGAGCUGCGGUUCCGGCAGCUGACCAUGGAGUACCAGGCGCUGCAGCGAGCAUAUGCGCUGCUACAGGAGCAGGUCGGAGGGACGCUGGACGCAGAGCGAGAAGUUAAGACCCGGGAGCAGCUGCAGGCCGAUGUGCAGAGAGCCCAGGCACAGGUGGAGGACCUGGAGAAGGCGCUGGCCGAGCAAGGGCAGGAUAUGAAGUGGAUUGAAGAGAAGCAAGCACUGUAUCGGAGAAAUCAAGAACUGGUAGAAAAGAUUAAGCAAAUGGAGGCGGAAGAGGCUCGGCUGAAACACGAGGUGCAGGAUGCCAAGGACCAGAACGAGCUGCUGGAGUUCAGGGUCCUGGAGCUUGAGGAGAGGGAGAGGAAGUCGCCGGCCAUCACCUUCCACCACACGCCCUUUGUGGAUGGGAAGAGCCCCCUGCAGGUGUACUGUGAGGCCGAAGGCGUGACGGACAUCGUGGUCCCGGAGCUGAUGAAGAAGCUGGACAUCCUGGGGGAUAACGCCAACCUGACCAACGAGGAGCAGGUGGUUGUCAUUCAAGCCAGGACAGUCCUGACCUUGGCUGAGAAGUGGCUGCAGCAGAUCGAGGAGACGGAGGUGGCUCUGCAGCGGAAGAUGGCGGACCUGGAGCAGGAGAAGGAGCUGUUCAGCAAACAGAAGGGCUACCUGGACGAGGAGCUGGACUACAGGAAGCAGUCAUUGGACCAAGCCCACAAGCACAUCCUGGAGCUGGAAGCCAUGCUGUAUGACGCCCUGCAGCAGGAGGCAGGGGCCAAAGUGGCCACGCUGCUGACGGAGGAGGAGCGCGAGAAGCUCAAGGUGGCCGUGGAGCAGUGGAAGCGCCAGGUCAUGAGCGAGCUGCGUGAGCGGGAUGCGCAGAUCCUGCGGGAGCGCAUGGAGCUGCUGCAGCUGGCACAGCAGAGAAUUAAGGAGUUAGAAGAGAGAAUAGAAACUCAGAAGCGGCAAAUUAAGGAGCUGGAGGAGAAGUUUCUAUUUUUGUUCUUAUUUUUCUCCCUAGCGUUCAUUCUCUGGUCAUAGUGCAUCUCGGCACCCCGAGGCGCUUCCCGAGGAGCCAGGCCCCUUUGCCCCAGCGGGACCAGAACCGGGUGCGAUGUCG